Molecule: messenger RNA, 1326 nt
Organism: Fusarium subglutinans
Lineage: Eukaryota; Fungi; Ascomycota; Sordariomycetes; Hypocreales; Nectriaceae
Product: amidase
Exons: 3
Coding region: 1-1326 (441 amino acids)
Source: RefSeq, a predicted model, not a curated record
AUGCUGGUCCAACCGUAUCAACUCUCGGCAACUGACGUGGCCGUCAAGAUCCGAGAUGGCCAGCUUACGGUUGAGGAGUAUGCACAGUCGCUCCUGGCACGCAUCAAAGAGCGAGAUCCUAUUGUGAAGGCAUGGGCUUACAUCAAUCCCGAUCAAGUGCUUGAACAAGCUCGAAAGUUGGAUGCUGUCCCCAAAGAAGAAAGAGGACAUUUGCAUGGUGUUGCGAUUGCCGUCAAGGAUGUCAUCUACACGAAGGAUAUGCCAACGCAGUUCAACUCACCCAUCUACAAAGACGAUGCCCCCCAAGUCGACGCAGCCAGCAUCAUCAUUCUCCGAAAAGCCGGUGCGCUCAUCUUAGGCAAGACGACCACUACUGAAUUCGCAGCCACCACCCAAGGACCUCAAACAACAAACCCUCACGACAGUUCCCGUACACCUGGAGGCUCAUCAUCAGGAUCUGGAGCAGUAGUAGCAGACUUCCAAGCUCCAAUCAGUCUUGGGACACAGACUGGAGGAAGCACCAUCCGCCCAGCAUCUUUCAACGGUAUCUAUGGAUUCAAGCCGACAUGGAACUCAAUCUCAAGGGAAGGGCAGAAAGUCUUCUCGUUGAUUCUUGAUACACUAGGCAUUUACGCGAGGAGCGUGGAGGAUCUGAACUUACUCGCUGAUGUAUUCGCAUUGGAAGAUGAUGUGUCGCCCAACCAAGAGUAUUCCAUGGAAAACGGGAGAUUCGCUGUUUGCAAAACAAUGGUUUGGGCGCAAGCAGGUCCUGGCCUAGUCAAAGCAAUGGACAAAGCAGUUGAACUCCUCCGCUCAAGCGGCGCCACGGUUGACGAGAUUGACUUUCCUGAAUAUCUCCAAGAUCUACCAAAAUGGCACUCCGUCGUCCUCAACACGGAUGGAAGAACUGCUUUCUUACCAGAGUAUAGGGUUGAUAAGACCCAAAUUGCAGAUCAGCUGGUUGGACAUGUUGAGAACCGUCUCAAGAUCUCUAGAGCUGUACAGGUUAAGGCAUUUGAUGAUAUUGCAGCGGCGAGACCGGUUGUCGAUGAUAUGUUGGGUAAGUAUGAUGCUGUGUUGGUACCGAGUGUACCGGAUGAAGCGCCGAAGGGUAUCGAAGCAACUGGAAGUGCUGCGUUCAAUUUGAUAUGGACAGCACUGCAUACUCCAGUCAUCAACAUUCCCGGAUUCGCUGGUGAAAACGGAAUGCCGAUCGGUUUGUCUCUCGUUGCACCUAGGUAUCACGACAGAAAGCUUCUGGUAGUGAGUCAAGCCGUAGGAAAGCUCUUUGAGGCAUCAGGAGGAUGGAAGUCACAGAUAGCUUAG